Molecule: messenger RNA, 662 nt
Organism: Nezara viridula (southern green stink bug)
Lineage: Eukaryota; Metazoa; Arthropoda; Insecta; Hemiptera; Pentatomidae
Source: the annotation of a GenBank genome assembly
AAUGGCUGUUACUAUGGAAGAACAAAUGGGAGACACUGCUGCUGCUGGGAUUGGUAGCGCUAAGCUGCUGCCAACAGCUCAAUGGGCACAUCAAUCCUUUGUGGAUAUCCACAGGGAGGAGGGACGACUCCACGUCUAGGGGCGCCCUCCAGCAGAGCGGCCACGUCAACUCCUUGUGGUUGUCCAACCGCGGUGGAGACCCGUCACCUCUCCUACAGCUGUACUUCUUGGACUCGGCUGGUACCUUCAGGCCCCUUACGCUUCAAAACCCUACCCAAUCUAUUUACAGAGGAUCGGAAAGAGACUACGAUAGCAGGAGAGCUGGCCGCUUUGACCAAUUGCCUACUUAUAGAAAUACAAAUUAUUGACAUAUUUUCACAUUCUAUUAUAAAUAAAUAUAUUACAAAAAUUAAAUUAACAAUAUUUAUUCUAGAACACUUUUUAUUCUAUUCAGAUAUCUGGUCUUUAGCUAAUUGUAUUAUAAUGAAUGGUCAGUUUUUCUGUUAGAAUUCAAGCAGACUUCAGUAUAAUUUAUAAAAUCAAUCAAAAACCUCAAACUCAAUUAAGGUAUAUUUCGCAUUUAAUUUAGACAACCUUCUAUAUCCAUCCGACAUAAUUAGAUCAAUCGGUUUAGUGAUUAAUGUGGUUUACUUUUGGCAUAA